AUGAAAGAUUCAGUAAAAUCACCUUAAUUAUUAUCAUGGUACGAUUAAAAUAGAGAAUUUGCAGGAAAAUACAUAGUAAUAAUUUUAGUGGCAGUUACCUAAGGAAUAUCAGCUUUAUCAGAUCUUUCUUUAAGUUUUUUAUAUAAAGAUGAUUUUAAAAUGUCUCCAGCCUAAGUUGCUGUAACAUAAGGAUUUAUAGGCCUUCCUUGGAUUUUUAAACCAAUAUGGGGCAUAAUAAGUGACACAAUUCCAAUAUUUGGAUAAAGAAGAAAGAGUAUUCCUGAUAAGCUCUUUUGUAUUGGAGAUUCCAUUUUUAUUUAAGUUAUUGGUGAACUUAAUACUAUGCCUAUUCUUGUCUUAGCUUGCAGAAUGUGUCCGAAAAGUAUCGAAGGUACUAUGUAUGCUAUGAUUAUGAGUACCAUUAAUUUAGGAAAUAGUCUCUCACUUUAAUUAGGAGGUAUUAUAACAUAUUAUUUAGGAAUUAAUGAAUAUAAUUUUGAUAAUUUGUGGAUCCUAAUUGUUAUAGCUAAUAUUACUACUGCUAUGCCUCUUGUUUUUAUUAAUAUGAUUUCUAUUAAGUAAGAUAAUAAUCUUGAAGAAGAUGAUAUUUAAGUCAUAGAAGAAAAAUAAGCAUUAAUUAGUUCUAAUAAAAAUGAUGAUGAAAUGAUUAUUUGA
This is a messenger RNA of Ichthyophthirius multifiliis, 675 nucleotides long. RefSeq lists its product as hypothetical. Lineage: Eukaryota; Ciliophora; Oligohymenophorea; Hymenostomatida. The record is from RefSeq and is a predicted model, not a curated record. The transcript has 2 exons.